AUGUACGAUGGGGGAAUAACCACAUUCGCUGGCCUAGCCUUUUGCACUCCGCAUCAGGCGAACGCAGGCAUCGAUGAUGCUGCCUUGAUGAACCAUGUUAACGGGCUGCUUACUCAUGCAUUGACUCCAACUGCAGUGGCGGGUCUUAGGCGCCUGGCCUUUGAGGCCCAGGCGCUGGCCCUCCAGGACUUGAAAACCAAGCUCGAGAGCCCAGCCGAGCACGAGCCAAAGGUUCUUCCGCUCCAGGAGAAGAUGGCCCGGCUUACAAGGCAGAAAGAUCGUCUUGUGGGGGUAGUGCUCACCCCUCACAAUACUCCCAGCCACGCCUUAAUAGACAAGGCGUGCUCGCAGUUGGAGGAGGGGUCUCUUCAGUGGAUCCAUCCCAACAAGUGCUCCUCGCGACACUCUGAGGCCCUCUCGGAGAAGCCUCAGACUUCUUUGUCAUUCGAUUCCAAAGGGUCCAUCAAAGUAAGUAAGGCAUCACACGAUAUAGAGUGUGAUACAAGCAGCGCUCACCUCUUGAGGGUGGCUCUUCAGAGGCGAGCUCUCGCCUAUGACGUGGCCAAUCUGUUCAGCUUCAACGUUAUGGAGAAGUGGCACCAGUCGCUGUUCGAUCGAUUUCAUCAUGUACCACCUCCUGGGUACUUGGCUACUUCCUUACAUCAACUGGUGGCUGCGGACAAGGCGCUGUGGCUGCUCGUCGCGGAGGACACCAGGGCGAAGCUCACGGAGAUGGACCCUGACCAGCCGGCCCUGAGACUAUGCGAGUCUCACAUGAACUACUACACGGACCAUCCGGACGUCCUCUUCCAUCUGAUGCCGCUCAAGGCACAGACCAAGAAGACGGACAAUCCGGGCUACUCUCCCAUCGUGGUCCCAGAAGGCUGUACCAUCGUGUUCAACGGCGGCAAGCCCAUUUGCAAGAAGUUCAAUGUGGGACGAUGCAAGGUCAAGACGGCCAAGGGGGGCCGAUGCUCCAAUGGCUUCCACGUCUGCUGGAAAGACGGUCACCAGACCGGAGAUGUGGUGACAGAGAGGACUGGGGGUACAUCCCCAGAAGAAUUCGCAAGUGCAUUGAUGGCGGAGGACGACCUGUCCUACGACAGUCUUCGCCGUCUUUUCUCCCUUUUGCCGCUUGAACCCCCGGCCAGGGGCGUGGGUAUCGGGAAGUCGGGCUCCUUCACUACAGGUGCCUACUCCUUCGGCGGCGAGGUUGGACUUCGCCGCAAUCUUUCCUCCUUCCCGAUUACCUCAGCCCUCCUUGCCAGGCAUGUCCAGGCCAUUUCUCCGUCUUUCUCCUUCACGAGUGUGGCGCUCUUUCGCAAUUUGAAAACUCCUUGUCAUCGAGAUGCCAAUAACUUCCCCGACUCCUAUAACCUGGUUGUCCCCGUGGCUCACUUCGAGAAGGGUGCGAUCUGGUGUGAAGAUGAUGGAGGAGAUCAUCUUCUUCAGUGCGAUGGAGUACCUGGUCGAGGACGCCUUCUGGAUGUGGCGCGCGGACCAGUUCUUCUACCGGCAGCUUCUUCGAGGCAUUGCACCUUGGAUUGGACAGGCGACCGCCUUGUAUUGGUCGCGUUCUCCAUCCGCGAGGCCUUGGAGUUACCCGUUUUUGGAGCCUUUUAA
This is a messenger RNA of Symbiodinium sp. CCMP2456, 1623 nucleotides long. Lineage: Eukaryota; Dinophyceae; Suessiales; Symbiodiniaceae. The record is from the annotation of a GenBank genome assembly.